AUGAAACCUGAUCCAAAUCGUGGGCGUCGAGAUUUUCUUCCUUUUUUCUAUCUAUCUAUCUAUCUAUCUAUCUAUCUAUCUAUCUAUCUAUCUAUCUAUCUAUCUAUCUCUUUAUAUAUAUAUAUAUAUAUAUAUAUAUAUAUAUAUAUAUAUAUAUACCUGCUCAUUAUCUAUCUAUCUAUCUAUCUAUCUAUCUAUCUAUCUAUCUAUCUAUCUAUCUAUCUCAAUCUAUUCAUUGUAUAUCUAUCUUUGUUGCCAAUAAUAUCCUCUUCUGUCUUUGGCCAUCUUUUGAUUUUUUUCUCUUUGCUUUCUCUCAUCAUUUUUACGACAUUUUUAAAAACUCUCCCCACCUUUCUUUAUUAUUUCUCAUUCUCUCUCUUCACUUGCUUCCUCCCUGUUGUUCAUUCAUAUUUUUUCCUUUGUUUUGAAUCGUAUAUUCCCCCCUCUUUCUGUUAUUCCUUCUAA
Acanthosepion pharaonis is the source of this 465-nucleotide messenger RNA. NCBI's taxonomy places the organism in Eukaryota, Metazoa, Mollusca, Cephalopoda, Sepiida, Sepiidae. The record is from the annotation of a GenBank genome assembly.